AUGGCUUCAGGCCAGCGCGUUUCCAGCGCCGUCCUGAAGCAGCUCGUGCGCUCGCAUGCACCAUGCAGGGCCGCGCACCAACAUCAUGCGCCCUUGACAGCCCACCACGCCCAGUUCCUGCCGAGAGGCCUCGCCAUGCGGCAGUGGCACGGCGCAGCAUGCACGACCACCGGGAAUAAGACGCCGCGCAGCUUCUCAACCGGCCGAUCAUUACGCAAAGAAGACGCCGGCAGCAGCCGCCCUUCAUCCUCAUCUAGCAGCGGCGGAGGCGGCGGCGGGAGCAACUGGAACUGGAGCGGGAGCCACAAUGGCCACGGCAACGCCCACGGCAACGAGGAGCCCUCGCUCGCGUACAAGAUGCUCGAGUCGGCCGCGACGUCCUUCGCCUCCGUCAUGGUGCUGGCCGUCGGGUUCGCGAGCGCCGCCUACGCGUACCACAAGUUCUACAAGAAGGUGCAGCUGCAGAAGAUGGCCAACGCCUUCGAGCCCGGCGACCCCGUCCUGGAGAUGGCCGCCCUGGGCAAGGGCAUCACCAAGGGACACGCCCCCUCUAAUGUCCACCGCAACGGCGACGACGUCAACAAGGACCACUGGGUCCAGCGCCCUGAGCAGGCCAAGGUCGACGCCAUCGUCUCCGGGCUCGAUUACGGCCAUUACCACCUCUUUAUGGGAGACAAGGGCACCGGCAAGAGCAGCAUGCUCAUCGAGGCUAUGCGCAAGAUCGACGGUGACGGCGACCCCAGACCUCACAGCCAGAUCCAGGCAUUCGUGCGCAAGGACUACACCAUUCGCGCCUCACUGGAAGACAAACGGAAUUCGCUGACAUUUUUUAAAACCCAAGUGGCCAUGUUCGAAGCACACUCAGACCUAGAAAUCUUCCGGAUCCGGCUCGGCAAAGCUCUCGACUACGAGUUCCACGAGGACUACAUCGGCGGGUACUUCAGCGAGAAGGGGCCAAGGGAUACAACCGCCCUGCUAGACAUCGAGAGGGCCCUCAACAAGCUGGAGAAGGUCGCCCUCGACCGGAGGGCCAAGGUCGGCCGCCCACUCGUGAUGAUCAUCAACCAGAUGCACCUGAUCCGCGACGACGAGGACGGCAAGGACCUCUUCGAGCUGCUGCAGCAGCGCGCCGAGAUGUGGGCCGCUUCCAACCUCGUCACCAUGGUCUUCAACUCGGACGACUACUGGGUCUACGAGCGCCUCAAGCAGCUCGCCACCCGCAUGGAGGUCCUGAGCGUCCAGGACCUUCCAAAGGCCCCCGCCACCGCCGCCCUCAAGCGCUACCGCGCCCGCUACUUCGGCGAGAGGCUGUCCGACGACCUCGCCACCCAGAUCUACGACAAGGUCGGCGGGCGCCUGACCUUCCUCAACCGCGUCGCCAAGAGCAGCAACAUGCUCCAGACGUGCGACGACAUCAAGGAGGUCGAGAAGACUUACUUCCUGAACCAGUGCUGGAUCCUUGGCGAGGAGAUGGACGAUGACGUGAUGGACCAGCAGAAGUGGGCUGCCGCAGCGAUGGUACUAGCCCUGGCCCUAGUGGACAAGGAGCGCGAGCUCGACGACGCGCUGACCUACGACCCGGUGAUCGGCCACAUGCUGCCGUCCUACCCGAUGCACAAGGCGCAGGAGAUCCAGACCCGCGCCGACUUCGUGAGGCAGCUGGACCGUAUGAACCUCUUCACCAUCACGAGCACCGCCCAGAUGCGCGCCUCGAGCGUGCCCAUGCACCUCGCCUUCCGCGAGAUCUGCGCCCUGCCCGGGUUCCGCGACCACCUCGACGCCACAAUCGAGCGCAUUUCCGCCAUCGAGAGUCUCGGCCGCACGCGGGAGCUGGUGGCCAAGGAUCUCGUGCUGGGCGGCAAGUAUGAGAUUGCCAAGGAGGGCAGCGGGUGGGACAGCAAAGCCAUCGUCUCGCUAAGGCAGCCGCCGGAGGAGGACGGCGACGGCGGCGACGACGACGACGGGAAAAGCGACUGA
Messenger RNA from Diaporthe citri, 1977 nucleotides. RefSeq lists its product as uncharacterized. The coding region runs from base 1 to 1977 and encodes 658 amino acids. Lineage: Eukaryota; Fungi; Ascomycota; Sordariomycetes; Diaporthales; Diaporthaceae. The transcript has 4 exons. The record is from RefSeq and is a predicted model, not a curated record.